Gavia stellata (red-throated loon) is the source of this 968-nucleotide messenger RNA. RefSeq names its product F-box and leucine rich repeat protein 2 (gene FBXL2). Gene Ontology annotation, cellular component: SCF ubiquitin ligase complex. The transcript is spliced from 10 exons. NCBI's taxonomy places the organism in Eukaryota, Metazoa, Chordata, Aves, Gaviiformes, Gaviidae. Gene Ontology annotation, molecular function: protein binding. The coding region runs from base 12 to 968 and encodes 318 amino acids. Gene Ontology annotation, biological process: SCF-dependent proteasomal ubiquitin-dependent protein catabolic process. The record is from RefSeq and is a predicted model, not a curated record.
CUUAAAUCUAAAUGGGUGCACAAAAAUCACUGACAGUGUGUCUGCUGUUUUGCAGCACGUGUUACAGUCUUAGCAGAUUCUGUUCCAAGCUGAAACAUCUGGAUCUGACAUCUUGCGUAGCCAUCACAAACAGCUCUUUGAAAGGCUUAAGUGAGGGUUGCAGAAAUCUGGAACAUUUGAAUCUUUCCUGGUGUGAUCAGAUUACGAAGGAUGGUAUUGAAGCACUGGUGAAAGGGUGUAGUGGACUAAAAGCUCUAUUUCUUAGAGGUUGCACACAGUUAGAAGAUGAAGCAUUGAAACACAUUCAAAAUCACUGUCAUGAACUUGUAAUCCUGAAUUUGCAAUCCUGUACACAAAUUUCAGAUGAAGGCAUUGUAAAAAUCUGCAGAGGAUGUCAUAGACUUCAGUCACUCUGUGUUUCAGGCUGUAGCAACCUUACAGAUGCUUCUCUCACAGCACUUGGUCUAAACUGUCCAAGGCUGAAGAUUUUGGAAGCUGCAAGAUGUUCACAUCUUACAGAUGCUGGUUUUACCCUUUUAGCACGGAAUUGCCACGAGCUGGAGAAGAUGGACUUGGAAGAAUGCGUUCUGAUAACUGACAGCACAUUGAUACAACUUUCUAUACACUGUCCUAAGCUACAAGCAUUGAGCUUAUCUCACUGUGAAUUGAUCACUGAUGAUGGGAUUCUUCAUCUGAGCAACAGUACGUGUGGUCACGAGAGGCUGCAGGUACUGGAGCUUGAUAACUGUCUUCUCAUCACUGACGUGACACUGGAACACCUGGAGAACUGCCACAACUUGGAGAGAAUUGAGCUGUAUGACUGUCAGCAGGUCACGCGAGCCGGAAUCAAACGGAUCAGAGCUCAUCUACCUCACGUGAAAGUUCAUGCUUACUUUGCUCCAGUGACUCCCCCUCCUUCGGUAGGAGGGAGCGGACAGCGCCUCUGCAGAUGCUGUAUUAUUCUUUGA